CGGUGAACGGAACGUCUCGCGCAGGUUUUAGUUGUCACCGUGACGCCGCUACGUACGUUGUUUUGUGAUGCUGCUGUUUUUUUCUAAAAAAUUAAAUAUUAAAUUAAAUUGAGCAAUAAAAAUUGAUAACAUAUUAACUAAUACAUGAUAUUUGAAUAAUAUUGUGUAAAUAAAAGAGGAUGACAAUAUUUUAGUCAAAAUAUUUCCUCACUUGUUCACUUAGAAAAUUGUCAAAUUUUCAAAAAGUGAUAAAUAAAAAUAUUUUUUUUAUUAAAAAACAAAAAUGGAUCAAUGUCUGUAAAUUAUCCAAAAAAGAAAAAGGGUACAGAGAAUCAAACGGCACCGGAAAAAUAGUAGGAAGAAUGUCGGAGAUGCGCGCGCAUCUAUGUUACGGCGCUGAAUUAACUGCCCAUCAGGUGCAACAGGAUGAGGACGUUCAGUGCAACGGCAGAAGUCGUCCAGUGAGUCUUUACGAUAAUUUCAAGGACUCGGCGACGAUGCCACCGUGCGUUACGUCUAUGACGAAUGCAAGUAUUUUGAAUCAAGUGACAGCAACAACAACGACAACUACGUCAGCAGUAACACAAUCGGACAAUAAUAAUCGUGUAAAUACAUUAAACAGUGGAAGUAUGUCAAAGACUGGUAGCAAAGUAACAGGUGCGGCCACGACUAGUAACAUUGCCUGGAACAUGCCAGGGGAUAAAAGUAAAGAGAAAGAUUGUGAAAGAGCUCCAUCGAUGGCUAAUUGUUUGUCCACGACUGUUCCCGUUAAUCUUGCGGCUUCAAAAAUUGCCGGAAGACAUACUCCUACUCGAAGUUCCCUUAGGCAUAGUCGAAUGAUUGUCAUGCAUCGUAAUGGAAACAUUCCAAGGAAAUCCAGGCCACCUCUUCUGCGACGACGGAAGCUUGCAAGUAGUUUAGCAGCUCUUCAAACAAUUUUAGGAGUUGUAAUAACAUCUUUGUCUCUUUGGUUACUUCUUUGGGCGCCCAAUUUACCUUUUUUAGACAACCCAUACUGGAGUGGAAUGCCGUUACUCUUCUCAGGAAGCUUCGGAGUGUGUCUACUAUGCUGUUUCAAAAAGGAAUACCCAGGUAUGAGUCCAGGCUUUUGUUUGACAUUGACAAAAAUCAUCAGCGUCCUCCUGGCUGUUGUUGCAACGAUCACGUGUCUAGUGGCUUGUGUUACAUCCGCGAUGCAUUUGAUAAAAUUAAAUGGUCUUGAGUGUACUCCAGCCCGUGUCAGAAAUGCUACAUGUGCUUGUAGACCACGCAGUGAACUUGCAAGUCCGGCAGAUCCGGUUUUGAAAUACGUAGAUUUGAAUUGUCCAGAAGUAGAAGGAGUUUUAACAAUUCUUUUAUUAUUUUCUUCAACGUGUAAUGCUAUAGGGGCAAUUAUAGCUGGAUGGUAUUGCUAUCUUCAUUGGAGUACACGUGAUAAAAGACCAGAGUACAUUAAAGUAAGGACUAGUUUGAGAUCUUCUCUUGACACUCGACCAAUUUAUAAUCCAAAUCUAAAUAGACGAUGACAGGAAUAUACUUCUCCGGAGAAAAAGUGGAAAAUAGGAAGUAUUACGACUGCUUUAUAGUCAUGUGGACAUUCAGUAUUGUUAUUGAUAGAUCUGCCUAUAUUUGAAAAUGAAUUAUCGUGCAAAGAUGAUGAAUACAAUUGAUUUUAUUGAUCAAUUAAUAGAUCUAGCUGUUCAGAUAUUUCAAUUAAAUGGAAUAUGAACUGGAUUUUUCAAAUGAAAAAUUCCAAAUGAUAUUAAAAAAGAGACUAAUGCUCAUUAGAACUUAAAUUAGGUAUUAAAUACUUAUUAUAAGUUUCAAUUAUAGUAAAUAAUAAUUGUUAUAAAUAGAAAUUUAAUUUUUAAAUAUUUUAAGAUUUAAUCAUACAAGCUAACGCAUUAAAGCGUUGUUUUAUUCGAUUUUUUUUUAAUAAAAG
Messenger RNA from Chelonus insularis, 1942 nucleotides. RefSeq lists its product as uncharacterized. The transcript is spliced from 6 exons. NCBI's taxonomy places the organism in Eukaryota, Metazoa, Arthropoda, Insecta, Hymenoptera, Braconidae. Gene Ontology annotation, cellular component: sarcolemma; dystrophin-associated glycoprotein complex. The record is from RefSeq and is a predicted model, not a curated record. Bases 363 to 1526 code for a protein of 387 amino acids.